AUGUGGGUUUUUGGUUACGGGUCCCUGAUCUGGAAGGUGGACUUCCCCUAUCAGGACAAGCUCGUCGGACGCAUCACAGGCUACAGCCGGCGUUUCUGGCAAGGCAGCACAGACCACCGCGGAGUCCCAGGCAAGCCUGGAAGAGUUGUGACUCUUAUUGAAGAUCCUGGGGGUUGUGUAUGGGGUGUUGCUUACAGACUGCCAGCAGGAAAGGAAGAAGAAGUAAAAGCAUACCUUGACUUCAGAGAGAAAGGAGGCUACAGGACCACAACAGUCAUUUUUUAUCCAAAAGAUCCCACUACAAAACCAUUCAAUGUGUUGCUAUAUAUUGGAACACAUGACAAUCCAAAUUACCUCGGUCCUGCACCUCUGGAAGAUAUUGCUGAACAAAUCUUUAAUGCAGCUGGUCCAAGUGGAAGAAAUACAGAAUACCUUUUUGAACUUGCAAGUUCUAUUAGGAAUCUUGUGCCAGAAGAUGCAGAUGAGCAUCUUUUCUCUUUGGAAAAAUUAGUAAAAGAACGUUUAGAAGGAAAACAGAACCUCGACUGCUUAUAAAGAAAUAAUCAUUGACUUUUCCAGAGAAGCAGAACUUUUAGUCUUCAAGAAUAGUUGCACUGCACAAUGACAAUAUGAUUUGGAAACAUAUUUACUUGAAGAUCUUAUUUUUAAUGUUGUAGUCAAGAUAUCAUCAAAAUUUAUAGUUAAUUCCAAGUGUCCUGAAAUACAUAUAUAUUCAAAGUAUAGGGUAUAGUUCAAGAAAAAAAAUGUAAUUUUUAAUAAUAUAAUGAUCUCCUAACUGUAUAUUGAACACUUGAUCAUGAGAAGUGAGUUCUGUAGAAAAAUGCAAGAAAUUUCAGAGCUUGUUUUUUAAUCAGAGUAAAAAUAAUUUUAUUGUUUCAUAUCACAAUACUAUUUUGAAGUGGUAGAGAAUUAAAU
This is a messenger RNA of Pipistrellus kuhlii (Kuhl's pipistrelle), 936 nucleotides long. It is a transcript of the gene CHAC2, whose product is annotated as ChaC glutathione specific gamma-glutamylcyclotransferase 2. Gene Ontology annotation, cellular component: cytoplasm. Gene Ontology annotation, biological process: glutathione catabolic process. Gene Ontology annotation, molecular function: gamma-glutamylcyclotransferase activity; glutathione specific gamma-glutamylcyclotransferase activity. The transcript has 3 exons. The record is from RefSeq and is a predicted model, not a curated record. Bases 1 to 555 code for a protein of 184 amino acids. NCBI's taxonomy places the organism in Eukaryota, Metazoa, Chordata, Mammalia, Chiroptera, Vespertilionidae.